AUGCAGAAUGAGAUUUUGCCUGUGGAAUGCAAGAACGUGUUUAUAGGGACAGAUGCUGUCUGGGAAAUGGUAAAGACAUCAGAAAAUGACGCCACUAUGGUCAAAAGAUCUGCACAUCUUUUUCCAAAUGAGGAUCUUCUCAGUAAAAAGAUGUUGUUAUAUCCUUGCAGUCUGAAUCCGUUGGUAGUCUUGGAUUCAGCUCCCAAUGCCACGGGUCACGCAUUGACGCUCAAAAUAGAAGAGAAGUUUCUUCGCUAUCUAAAAGCCCUGUAUGCGAAUGCUGGCUCAAAGAAUCGCCAGAUCCGGGUUCUUCGAGGAGAGGUACCAAGACAAAAUGGAGGCAUUGACUGUGGCCCAAUGGUCCUCAGCUCUAUUCUAAAAGUUGUUGAAAAUGCAAGUAUAAUUGUUUACAUCAAAUCUUUUUUUUAACUGGUUGCGUGGAGCAGCAACAUUGCG
This is a messenger RNA of Rhopilema esculentum, 456 nucleotides long. The record is from RefSeq and is a predicted model, not a curated record. Lineage: Eukaryota; Metazoa; Cnidaria; Scyphozoa; Rhizostomeae; Rhizostomatidae.